Calidris pugnax (ruff) is the source of this 3607-nucleotide messenger RNA. Its product is annotated as opioid-binding protein/cell adhesion molecule homolog. The record is from RefSeq and is a predicted model, not a curated record. The transcript is spliced from 6 exons. Lineage: Eukaryota; Metazoa; Chordata; Aves; Charadriiformes; Scolopacidae. The annotation marks the transcript as partial. Gene Ontology annotation, cellular component: neuron projection.
AGGUGUACCGUGGAUGACAGGGUGACACGGGUAGCGUGGUUGAACCGCAGCACCAUCCUGUACGCCGGCAACGACAAGUGGUCUAUAGACAACCGGGUGGUCAUCCUCUCCAACACCAAGACCCAGUACAGCAUCAAGAUCCACAACGUGGACGUCUACGAUGAGGGGCCCUACACCUGCUCCGUGCAGACAGACAAUCACCCCAAGACUUCGCGCGUCCACCUCAUCGUGCAAGUUCCCCCCCAGAUCGUGAACAUUUCCUCGGACAUCACCGUCAACGAGGGCAGCAGCGUCACCCUCAUGUGCCUGGCCUUCGGCCGACCGGAGCCCACCGUCACGUGGCGGCAUCUCUCUGGGAAAGGGCAGGGCUUCGUGAGCGAGGACGAGUACCUGGAGAUCACGGGCAUCACGCGGGAGCAGUCCGGGGAGUACGAGUGCAGCGCCGUCAACGACGUGGCCGUCCCGGACGUGCGGAAAGUCAAAGUCACCGUCAACUACCCGCCGUACAUCUCCAACGCCAAGAACACGGGCGCCUCGGUGGGCCAGAAGGGCAUCCUGCAGUGCGAGGCCUCGGCCGUCCCCGUGGCGGAGUUCCAGUGGUUCAAGGAGGACACCAGGUUAGCGAACGGGCUGGAGGGGGUGAGGAUCGAGAGCAAGGGCCGCCUGUCCACGCUGACCUUCUUCAACGUCUCGGAGAAGGACUAUGGCAACUACACGUGUGUGGCCACGAACAAGCUGGGCAACACCAACGCCAGCAUCAUCCUCUACGGGCCCGGAGCGGUGCACGACGGCGGCAACGCGGCCUCCCGGGCGGCCGCAGGCCUCUGCCUCUGGGCCUCCCUCCUGGCUGGCCUCCUCCUCCUCCUCCACUUUUGAUAAGGGAGCGGGAGGGUCCCGGGAGGCCCCCACCGCCCCUCUCUCUCUCUCUUUUUUCCCCCCCUCGCCGCGGGGGGCUCGUCCCGCUGCGGUGCCGCGCCGCCCCGGGGGACUUCUCUCGGUCGGACGGGCCCUGCACCGGAGGACAGGCGGCGGCGGCGCCCGGCGUCCCAGGAUGGCCGCCCUCCCCCUUUCUCCUGCGUGCCAGCAUCCUUCUCGCCGCCGGUUACGCUGUACAGACCCCCCCCUCCAUCCCCCUCCCCGCCGGACCCUCGCCCGACGCCGCCGUCACCCCUGGGGACGCCGAGCGGCCCGGCCGUGCACGGGGGGGAGCGGAGCCCACCGCGGGGAUGUCCGUCCGUCUCAUCGUCUCGCUAAAGCCACCCCAAAAGGCCACCGGGUUGAGGCCUUCCCCCUCCCUGGCUCGGCCUUCAGCCCUGAAUGUUCAGUUCUUGCCACCAAAGCGCCCCCCACAUCGUGUCGGCUCGGCCCCACGGGGUGGCCCCCGCUGCUGCUGGCCCUUUCCGAGGGGGUUGAUUGCCCGACACAACUCAACUCAUCCAUCAAGGGCCACGCCACCUCCUGCCUCUCCAUCUCCUAUCUCCCAUCCUACCCCCACCUCCCCAAAAAGUCAUCUUGCCUUCCUCACAUGGUGGCUCUCCCAGGAAUGUGAGCCCUGGAGGUGGCCCUCUGGGGGGUUGAUGGCUCUCCUGGCCAUCACCCAUCCUUCACUCUGCUGCUGUCCCCCUCCCCGAAUGCUGGGACCUGCCCCUCUGGUAGGUUCCUCCUGGCUUGUUUCUCAAGUGCUUUCCCACCGGCACGUCAAAAGCACAGCACAACACAAAAGCAGAGACGCCAAACCACGAAGCAAAGCACCAAGUCAAGUCACAAGCUCCCCCUUCCCAUCUCCACGCGUCCGGAGGGGACGGGAGGGCACCCUUCCCACCUCCAGGGCUCUUCCUUGGCCACUGGGCAUCUCCUCGCUUCCCCUCCCAUUGAGCUGCUCAUCUCAGGACGGCAGAAGUUCAAGAGCCCACCCUUGACCUGCAAUGUCCACGCUUUGCCUUUUCUCCCACCCUGCCCAUCGGAGGAGAGUCCGACACCUUGGACCUGGCUCUGGGCUCCAUCGGCGCUGAAGGUGGCUCCUUGUCCCAUCCUCCCUGCCACAACGGACCUUCAACACCGCAACAAAUGCUCCUACACUCAAACUCAACCUUCUCCUUCCUCAAGCCACCUUGGGAGACCACCCCCUUUCCGGCUUCCCUCGCCGGGUACGUGGUGGUGUCCCCGAGCCCUGCCCCAUGUCCCCUUUGGGGGUCUCGGUCCAGGGAUGGACCUUCCCAUCCUGCUCCUGAAAAAAAUGUCACCUGCAAGGCCAGACCUUCUACAUGCACCAAGGACACAACCACAGCCACGCGCUGAGCAAGCACACGACGCAUCCCCUACCCCGUGUCCUGCCCCUUCCCUUCUCCCUCCAGAACCAAGAUGGUUGAAGAAGAACCAUGGCCACGCACACGCUGUUUCCUGCCCCCUCCUCUCCCGCUUUCCCCGGCUGCGAUGAACCUGGGCCCGUGAUCCUCCUGGCACAAAUGAUAGAAAACAACCUUCCCCCAACCCCAAGGCUGCAACAGGCCACCACCUUGUCCUCUAUUCCACCAUGUCCCUGCUCUCGGGGGGCUUCCCAGGACCUGCACUCAACCACCCCCCCAAAAAAGACAACAGCAACACAUUCUCCAUGGACUCCCUGGAUGCUCAACAUGUACAACAACCAACUGGCCAACACCCACGUGGCCCAAGCCAGGGGUGGGAGGUGUCUCUCCGGUGCCGUAACGCAAUCUCCAUGGACUCCCUGGAUGGUCAACAUGUACAACAACCAACUGGCCAAAACCCAUGUGGCCCAAGCCAGGGGUGGGGGGGUGUCUCUCCGGUGCCAUAACACAAUCUCCAUGGCCUCCCUGGAUGCUCAACAUGUACAACAACCAACAACUGGCCAAAACCCACGUGGCCUGAGCCUCUCCAGUGUCUCUCCGGUGCCGUAACACAAUCUCCAUGGCCUCCCUGGAUGCUCAACAUGUACAACAACCAACAACUGGCCAACACCCACGUGGCCCAAGCCAGGGGUGGGGGUUGUCUCUCUGGUGCCAUCCCGACGCGCUGGCUUACCUGAUGGGCUGGUCCUGGCGUGGUCCCUCUGGUGCUGCUCCUCUUCUCCUCCAGCAUCCUGGAAAGCUGGUGCCGGCGACGAUCCCGGUCAACUUCACGGAGCGGGGGACGCCGCCAUCUUCAGCCGGGACAUCUCCACGUGUGUCCUUCCCCAUGUGCCCGGGGAGACACCUCGCCCCGACGCCUCCGGCCAUUUGCACCGUCCGUCCCCCCCAUCCCACCUCCCAAAAAUCCCCCCUGUGCCCAUUCCCAGGAUGUCCCCCCUGGAUUUCUCUAUCCCCGCAGCAGAAACGCUGAACCGGUCCCCCCAUGGCAUCACGGAGAGUGGAGGUGACCACCAGAUGUCCCAACACCGGUGGCCCCGGUGCCCCAGGAUGCCCCCCUUGCCCCCAUCCUUCUCCUCCCAGGGCUGGGUGGGCUCCCCUGUCCCCCUCCUCCGGGACGGCGUCCGACUUUCUCGUGCCAUGUAACGUGCCAUUGUGAGGAACGUGUUGGCUGUCUUGAGGCCGGGAGAUGGACCCCGUGGUGGCCACGUUUGGUGGCCACGUUUGGUGGCCCUGGGGGGGGA